This is a messenger RNA of Ostrea edulis (European flat oyster), 1327 nucleotides long. RefSeq lists its product as uncharacterized. NCBI's taxonomy places the organism in Eukaryota, Metazoa, Mollusca, Bivalvia, Ostreida, Ostreidae. The record is from RefSeq and is a predicted model, not a curated record. Bases 174 to 866 code for a protein of 230 amino acids. The transcript is spliced from 3 exons.
UGAUUAAAAUAAGAUCUUUGAUCCGCUCCGUUAUUGUUAUGUCGCUACACAAAGAUCUGAAGACAUCCCGUGUGGGGUCACGUCGGUGUCAACUUUGGUUUGGCCAAUCAAAUCGUCACUGCUUACAUCUUUGGAUGUAAAAGUAAAUAACGGUAAGCCUCGAAAAGUUCCGAAUGUUUAAACUUCCGAAUGAAAAAAAAAACAUGGCAGCGCCAGUUGGAACACAUGGGAGUACUCGGACUACCCCACGAAAAGUCUAUCCUCUGGGGAACAUUUGCCUUAUCUGUGGGUUUUCAUUUGUGAGCAAAUCUGUUGACACUGAUGGCAACAUUAAAAUUAACAAAUACCUGGACAAAAAACUCCGACUUUCCACGGACCGAAUGAAAGUUUUGAAAGAUGUGUGCGGAAUUUCGGAUAGUGUGGUAUAUCCAACUGACACAGGUGUGUGUCAGAAGUGUUUCAGAAGUACCGAAAGAGUAUUAAAACUGGAAAAGGAAGCAGCAACUAUGAGGGAAUCUUUUAAAGCAUCUGUUCAACUCACACUGCAAAGGUUUAAUGUUUGUGUGCCUUCCCCCUCUAAAAGAUUCAUAGAAAAGAGAGAAAUAAGGAGCCCAUUUAAAGAAAAUACAGAUGUGAAGAGGGUUCGACCAGAUGAUCCACUGUUAGUACCUAUCAGAAGGGUAAUGCCCGUGAAGCUGGUACAACUCCAGCCUGCCAGCGCUAAUGUAAUUGUGAACAAAGCACGGCGCUCUCUUGGUGGGGACUUUUUGAAACAGAUAUCAACACCGUUGAAUGAACUUCAGUAUGUAUUCAGUAUUUGUCUAAACUUGAUUAUUGUCCAUAUUAAACUGAUAGAAAACAUGUAAAUAUUGAUCAUGUUGAUAGAUUUUAUAUAUAUAAGCAAAUUAUGACAUUUUUAGGUCACCUGAAUUCAUUCAGGUGACCUAUUGCUAUCUGUUUUUGUCCGUCGUCGUUCGUCGUGCGUUAACAUUUGAACAUUUUCAGCUUCUUCUCUGAAACCCCAUAACCAAUUUCAACCAAUUUUGGCAUAUAGCAUCUGUGGGUAAAGGGGAACAAAAAUUGUGAAAUUCGUGGUCCCUGCCCCCCUGGGGCCUGAGGGGUGGGGCAAAAACCAUCAAAAUGAGUGUAAUUUUAAAAAAUCUUCUUCUUUACUCCUGGACAUCAAGAAGCCAAACUGUGGGCAUAAUUAUAAUGAGCGUUGAGCCCUCUACCAAAAGUGUGAAAUUCAUGGCCCCUGGGGCAGGGGUUCUUGUGUUAGGGUGGGGCUCUAUUGGUCAUAUAGUGAAAAUGUAGAAAUUCUUUGAAA